Melitaea cinxia (Glanville fritillary) is the source of this 1103-nucleotide messenger RNA. RefSeq lists its product as uncharacterized. Lineage: Eukaryota; Metazoa; Arthropoda; Insecta; Lepidoptera; Nymphalidae. The record is from RefSeq and is a predicted model, not a curated record. The transcript is spliced from 3 exons. The coding region runs from base 180 to 899 and encodes 239 amino acids.
AAAUAUAGGGAAAUUAUUUAUAUUUUUAUUUUUAUUGAAUAUCAUAAAAUGUGACUUAGUGCUUAUUACAAUUUUAGUGUUUGUCUAGAACAGUCCUAGCUCGUACAUACCUGAAGGUACAGAACAGACGGCUUACUUGACAAUGAUAAAUAUAAAAUAAUCUGUGUAAUGUAUAUUUCAUGAGAUCGAGUGCUCGAUGGCGGACUAUGGUGCUAGUGGUACCCGUAUUACUGUUGGUUGCGGUACUUGUCUCUGCUUAUGAUGACAGCACAGAACUCACGCCAGAAGAAGAUGAAUCCAAAUUAUUAGCGAAAUCGAUACGUCUAAAGCUAAUGCAAGAUAAUUACGAUUAUUCACGUGAAGAUAUUAACAACACUGUAACUGAAAAUAUAAAUAAGAAUGCGCGUAGAAAAAAGAAAACUAGAAAAAACUUCUACGUAUCAGAGCUAGCUGUUGAUGAAAAAGAUGAAAAGGAAAAUAUUGUCUCUAAAGCAAACAAAAAUAAGAAAGUUAACAAAAAUGCUGAUCAUGUCAUGUCGAAGAAAGACCUUCUGUAUUAUAUCGACGACGAACGCUUUGAUACAGAAAAAUCAGGAACCAAGUCGACAGUCAAAUAUAAGUUUUUAAAGGAUAGACGCCAAUAUCGAAGAAGUGGUCAAGCACGUCUCAUCCAAGAGGAAAACAAGGAAGGGGUAGCCAUAGUUAACCUUGAUAAAGGUCCCUUCCCGGAACUUAGGCUUCCAAACUCGAGGAGACAAUACAUGCACGAUCGCGGAGACGCUAUGAUUGAUGACGAGGAAGUCCCCCCGCCGACUGUGAACACUAGUGACCCUGAGGCAGCAGCCGACGACAUUGAUAACCAAACAGCAACAGGAGCUAGCAUAUUAACAACAAUUUGAAAUAAUUAUUCUUCUAUUGACAAUUGAAAAAGAUCGUAAAAAUAAACAGUACAAAAAAAAAUACGUUUUCUUUUUUGAAUAACGAUUCUUGUAUUGAAGUACACGUAGGGUACGUGUGAUAAACAUUUUGAGCGUAAUACUUUUUAAUGUAUAAACACUAUUUUUAAGCUAAAAAGAGUGUAGGUAAUUAUAGAUUGAAAUAAA